This is a messenger RNA of Schistosoma intercalatum, 933 nucleotides long. The record is from the annotation of a GenBank genome assembly. NCBI's taxonomy places the organism in Eukaryota, Metazoa, Platyhelminthes, Trematoda, Strigeidida, Schistosomatidae.
ACUAUUUUAACAUCUAAGCAAUUCAUUGUUUAAAUAAUAAAUAAUAAAAAUGAUUAAAAACUGACUUUUGUCUCUUAAUUGAAAUCUACAUGCGCAUCUUAAAUGUUUUCAGUUAAUAAAUCUAUGGUAAAUGAUAUUUAAAAAUCGGAAAAAUAUAUUUUAUGUGGAAAUAGGGAUUAUUUUACUGUCUGGAAUAGGUGGUCUUUUAGCUUUAAUUAGUGUAUGCUUCAGAGGCUCAUGGAUCUCUCAAGAAUAUUUUGAUAAAAUACAUAUCCAUAGGAGUCGAGAUCAUUUGACUAAAUGUGAAGCAUCUUGUUGGCUUGCAAUAAUUGGAACAAUAUGUUGCGUAACCUCAUCAUUUAUUGGUGCAUUGAGAAUGAAGUAUUGCAAUGUUAAGGAGACGAAAAAGUAUAAAACAGCACAAUUCAUUAAUUCAAUAGCUGGAUUUAUUAGUUUGUUAAGUUCCGUGUCUGUUUGGGCAGAUUUUCUUUGUCAUCUUCCAUAUGAACUAAGUACAACUUAUCAAUUGAAUAAAUUAACUUUUAAUCAACAUAAACAACCAAUUAAGAACAGGAAAAUAUUUGUACCUCAAACUGACAAUAAUCAAACUAAUAUAUUAACAAUUUCUUCAAUGUUACAUCUUUCUCGUAAUUAUUCUUUAUCUAAUUGGAUAAAAUUUAAAAAGGAUUUAAAUCAUCUUGAACAUUUACAUUAUAAUGGAAAUUAUUUAUUUGGUUGGGCAUAUUGGUUUUGUGUAGUAUCAGUUAUAUUUUUAUUUUUAAGUAAUUUGAUUUAUUUAAUGAGAAAAGAUUGUGAAGAUGAAAGACCAGUUGAAAUUGUUUUCACUUGACAACAAAAACUCUAAAAUGUUAUCAACUAUUGAAUCACUAUUGAAUGUAAUAGUUAAAUGUGUUAUUUAAUCUCAAAUACAAA